AUGAAGAACGCUGUCCUCUGCUUUACCACUCUCUUCUUUAUGAGCCAAGUUCUACCAGUCCGGGGCAACCUCAAGGAAAUCUGUGAACAUCCUAAUGGUGCCUGCCAAUCAAAUUGCAUUGAAACAGAAGUCUAUGUUGGGAGAUGUUUAAAUAAUCGACCUUGCUGCCUGCCCAUGGGGCCUCAACCUAGAGGAACCACUAUCAUAGCCCCUGCCAUUGUCCGACCUCUCAGCCCUUCACCCUUUAUCUGA
Meriones unguiculatus (Mongolian gerbil) is the source of this 252-nucleotide messenger RNA. RefSeq names its product defensin beta 108B (gene Defb108b). The transcript has 3 exons. The coding region runs from base 1 to 252 and encodes 83 amino acids. The record is from RefSeq and is a predicted model, not a curated record. Gene Ontology annotation, cellular component: extracellular region. Lineage: Eukaryota; Metazoa; Chordata; Mammalia; Rodentia; Muridae. Gene Ontology annotation, biological process: innate immune response.